CAUCCCGCAUACGUAACCGUCCAACGCGACUCCCAUGGCCUGAGCAGCAGCGAAUGACGGGUCACCCGAUGGACAAUAAGGUCAAGAGUGGAUGGUCAGGGGAAGGUGACCCUUGACCGGCCUAGCCACCCGUGCCCGCCACCUGUCGGCCGUUCCCUGGGCCCGGCACCUCGUCAGGAGAAAGUUAGGUAUAUAAGAGUUGGUAGGCCGGUGCCACACACUGUCUCCUUUCCCGUCCCUCGAGCCCUCAGGACGCCAUGGUCCCUCAGCUGCUUGGAAGUCUCGUCUGCCUGAGCCUGGCGGCAGCCACGCCAUAUGCCCAGGCACCGCUGCCAGGCCAAGAGGGCUACCGCGUGCAGGCGCCCGCGCGAAUACCUUCGGAGGUCUUCAGCGCCCCCACAGUGCCCCCGCCGCCGCCCCCGACGCCCAGCCAGCUGUACGCCACGCCCCGCCAGCAGGAGCAAGAGCCCGCCGCUGCCCAACAGCCCACUGUGGUUGAAGAUGCGCCUCGCGCCGCCGGGCCUCCUGCCCCGCCUCCCAUGGAAGGCAUGCCCUACGAGUUCGAGUGGGACGUGAACGACGUGGAGAACGGCCUGGUCUACAGCCACCAGGAGAGCUCUGACGGCGUCGUGGCCCAGGGCGAGUACCGGGUCCUCCUUCCCGACGGGCGCCUCCAGAUCGUCACCUUCGCCGACCGCGGCCAGGGCUACGAGGCCCAGGUCGUCUACCAGGACUACAGUGGUUAGGGCUUCUUGCUCCUGUGAAAUGUUAAAGGAAGCAGACAGACAGCGGGAGAGAGAGAAAAAAUGGGAGAGAGAGAGAGAGAGAGAUGAAGAAAGAAAGAGUGGUAUUCCGAAUCAGAGGGAGAGAGAGAGAGAGAGAGAUGAAGAAAGAAAGAGUGGUAUUCCGAAUCAGCGAGAGAAAGAGAGAGAGAGAGCGAAAGAGAAAUGUAGAAAGGAAGAAUGGUAUUCCGAUUCCAUUUCGAUUUGCGCGGAUCGAUUAUUAGAAUCAGAAUGCAUUACUGUCUGCAUCAAUGGAAUCCUGUCGUGAGAUCCUCUAAUACCGUCAGCAGUGGACUCUGGCUGACAGUGCAUAACAUUAAGAAUUCUUUGCCUCUUUCGUACUGUUGCAUUGUACAGGGUUUACGGACUGCACUGUCCAUCGGGUAUGGGCAUGUGCUUCGUUUGUUGUUGCUGUUAUAAAGUCUAUUUUCUCCAAAUGUAUAAAUGCAGUUUUAAUGUUAUCUUUUUUUCUUCGAUUGUUGAAAAAUAUUAAGUAUAUCUUGUAAUAACAGAGAA
Penaeus vannamei (Pacific white shrimp) is the source of this 1298-nucleotide messenger RNA. Its product is annotated as pro-resilin. The record is from RefSeq and is a predicted model, not a curated record. Lineage: Eukaryota; Metazoa; Arthropoda; Malacostraca; Decapoda; Penaeidae. Gene Ontology annotation, cellular component: extracellular matrix.